Messenger RNA from Vollenhovia emeryi, 1056 nucleotides. RefSeq lists its product as uncharacterized. The transcript has a single exon. The record is from RefSeq and is a predicted model, not a curated record. The annotation marks the transcript as partial. Lineage: Eukaryota; Metazoa; Arthropoda; Insecta; Hymenoptera; Formicidae.
AUGGAUGAUUACAAGGAUCAAGGUCACAUGUCCUCGGUAGUCGAGGAGAACGACCACGGGGAACCGGUAGGAUACUUUCUGCCACAUCAGGCGGUGAUACGACCAGAGAGUGAGACGACGAAACUAAGAGUGGUUUUCGACGCGUCUGCUAAGACGACGUACGGCACUACGCUUAACGACAAACUUUUGGCUGGUCCAAACUUGCAACGAGCACUGAACGACAUCAUUCUAAGAUUUAGGAUGCAUGAGUACGUACUGACGGCAGAUGUAGCCAUGAUGUUCAGACAGAUUCUGGUGGACAAGAAGGAUCGAAUUUACCAGCGAAUACUAUGGAGAAGAAGCCCCGAAGAGCAAGUUCAAACCUUCGAGUUGAAUACCGUAACGUAUGGCACAGCCUGUGCCCCAUACUUGGCACUGAAGUGUCUUAUGCAGCUCGCCGAAGAGGAGGGUAUGGACCUACCGCUGGCAGCAAGAUCUUUGAGAGAAGACUGCUAUAUGGACGAUGUGCUCUCAGGGUGUGACUCAUUGACAACUGCUAUCGAGCUACAAAGGCAACUAUCUGAUUUACUUAAGAGAGGUCAAUUUCACUUGCGCAAGUGGCGCACUAACGAGCCACGGGUUCUACAACAUCUUGAGGAAGGAUGCAAAACGGAAAGAAUGCUUGUGCUUAACAAGGAAGAAGCUUUGAAGACGCUGGGCCUCUAUUGGAACGCUACAUUGGACUGUCUGCAGUAUCACGUUAAGCAGGAUACCACAGUAGAGACGAAGAGGGGUAUAUUAUCGAGACUCGCGCAAGUAUUCGACCCCUUAGGACUCAUCGCACCAUUACUUGUGAGAGGCAAGCUAAUCAUGCGACGUUUAUGGGAACUCGACCUUGGAUGGGACCAGGUCAUACCAGAAGAACUCAAGACAGCCUGGGAGACUUAUUGUGCCGAUCUACGAGAGAUAAAUGAGUUGCAGGUUCCCAGAAGGGUAGUAUACGGGAACAAUUCAAGGUUCGAUAUCUUCGGGUUUGGAGAUGCGUCCGAACGAGCGUUCGGAGCUUGUUUAUACGCC